GAGAGAGGGAGAGAGAGAGAAAGAGAGCAGAGAGAAAGAGAGAGAGAGAGAGGAGACAAGCGCAGCUGCGGUAUCGUGUUAUCAAGGAUUAGGUGGGGAUGCAGCUGUAGUCCAUGCACACACUGGAUCUGGAUCUAACUGCCUCCAUGUGGGACGAGAGCCUGUGUUAACUGCAAAAACCUGGACAUCAAAAGCAUGAGGCACUUUUCAGUGAGGCAGCAGGUAGUCUGAGCAGGAGACCAGGAGUGGUACCAGGGGCUAGAGGUCACAGGUCACGACCAUGGCAACCAGCCAGUUGGUGGUGCUGCUGGCUGUGGUGGCAGUGGCCCAUGCCUCGGUUUUUCUCUCCGGACAGAGACUGAAGCCUCGAUUUCAACGAGACAGACGUAACAUUCGUCCCAACAUCAUCCUCAUCCUGACUGAUGACCAGGACAUUGAGCUGGGCUCCAUGCAGGUGAUGAAUAAGACACGGCGGAUCAUGGAGCAGGGUGGCACUCACUUUUCCAAUGCUUUUGUGACAACACCCAUGUGCUGCCCAUCGCGCUCGUCCCUCCUCACUGGCAAAUACGCACACAAUCACAACACCUACACGAACAACGAGAACUGCUCGUCUCCCAGCUGGCAGGCACAGCAUGAGCCACGUACCUUUGGAGUCUAUCUUAACAACACAGGCUACAGGACAGCGUUUUUUGGAAAAUAUCUGAACGAGUACAACGGCAGCUACAUCCCCCCUGGUUGGAGAGAGUGGGUGGCAAUGGUAAAGAACUCCCGCUUUUACAACUACACCAUCUGCAGGAAUGGCAUCCGAGAGAAACAUGGAUUCGAAUACUCCCAGGACUAUCUGACAGACCUGAUAACCAACGACAGCGUCAAUUUCUUUCGCAUGUCCAAGAAAAUUUAUCCUCACAGGCCAGUUAUGAUGGUGAUCAGUCACGCCGCCCCCCACGGCCCAGAGGAUGCAGCACCACAGUAUUCCACUGCCUUCCCCAAUGCAUCCCAACACAUCACCCCAAGUUAUAACUAUGCUCCAAACCCGGACAAGCACUGGAUCAUGCGCUACACUGGUCCGAUGAAACCCAUCCACAUGGAGUUCACCAACAUGCUGCAGAGAAAGAGGCUGCAGACGCUACUGUCUGUGGAUGACAGCGUGGAAAAGAUUUAUAAUAUGCUUGUGGACACUGGCGAGUUGGACAACACAUAUAUUAUCUACACCUCUGAUCACGGCUACCACAUCGGGCAGUUUGGACUGGUCAAGGGCAAAUCCAUGCCUUAUGAGUUUGACAUACGAGUUCCUUUCUUUAUACGAGGCCCCAGUGUGGAGGGAGGAGCCAUCAACCCCCACAUCGUGUUGAACAUCGACCUGGCCCCCACCAUCCUGGACAUCGCCGGACAAGACAUUCCUGCAGACAUGGACGGCAAGUCCAUUCUCAAACUGCUUGAUACUGACAGACACAUUAACAGGUUCCAGGUCAACAAGAAGGGGAAAGUAUGGAGGGACUCCUUCCUAGUGGAGAGAGGGAAACUACUUCAUAAAGGAGUGCAUGAUGGGAAGGAUGUGGCACAGGAAGAGAACUACCUUCCCAAGUACCAGCGAGUCAAAGACCUGUGCCAGCGUGCUGAGUACCAGACGCCCUGUGAACAGAUUGGACAGAAGUGGCAGUGUGUGGAGGACUCCACCGGGAAGCUGAGGCUAUAUAAGUGCAAAGGCAUGGCCAGUCUCUCUGCAGUAAGGAAAUUGGUGUCCAACACAAAGCCCCAGUUUUACCAACGCACUCCCAGCGCCAACACUAAACCUAACACAGAGCCUGAAGAAUGCAACUGUGACUUAAGCAACUACAGGCUCGAGACAAUGAAGAAAAAGACUCUGCUGUCCAAAAAAAAAAUGAAGACCCUGAAAAGCUACUCCAGGAACCGUUACGCUCGCUCGCUGUCUGUGGAGAUAGAUGGAGAUCUAUAUGCAGUAGAUCUGGAUGGAGAAUUCUCACCAGUCAACAUCAGAAACCUGAGCCACGCCCAACAGGAGGAGGAGGUGUUCAGCGGGAUGGGUGCAACUGCUGAGCCGCAAACCAGCAACAGCCUGACAUUGCCCUCAUCUAUUAAAGUCACGCACAGGUGUUCUAUCCUGGCCAACGAUACAGUGAAGUGCGACGUAGGACUGUACAAAUCCCUGCAGGCCUGGAAAGAUCAUAAACUCCACAUCGAUCAUGAGAUUGAGACACUACAGACGAAGAUAAAGAAUCUCAGAGAGGUCAGAGGGCAUCUGAAGAGGGUGAGGCCCGGGGACUGUGACUGCAGCAAGUACAUCUACAAGUCCAAGUUCAAGAAUAAGCUGAGAAAAUAUAAAACAGACAGCAUGCAUCCAUUCAGAAAAGCCCAGGAGAAGGAUAAGAAGGCCUGGCUGAUGAUGGAGCAGAAGCGCAGGAAGAAGCUCAGGAAGAUGUUGAAGCGCCUGCGUAACAAUGACACAUGCAGCAUGCCAGGCCUCACCUGCUUCACACAUGAUAACCAGCACUGGCAGACUGCCCCCUUCUGGACCUUGGGGUCUUUCUGUGCUUGCACCAGCGCCAACAACAACACGUACUGGUGCAUGAGGACCAUCAAUGAGACGCAUAACUUCCUGUUCUGCGAGUUUGCUACAGGCUUCCUGGAAUACUUUGACCUUAACACAGAUCCAUACCAGUUGAUCAACGCGGUAAACACACUGGAUCGGCACGUUCUGAACCAAAUGCACGUUCAGCUCGUGGAGCUGCAAGGCUGCAAGGGCCACAAACAGUGUAACCCCCGCAUACGCAAUAUGGACCUGGGAGGCAAAGAGAGAAGCAGCUAUGAUGAAUACAGGCAAUUUCAGCGUCGCAAAUGGCCCAAAAUGAGGAAGUCUGCCUCCAAAUUGCUAGGGCAGAUUUGGGAAGGAUGGGAAGGAUAAGGACGAGGCAGGAAAGAGUCAAUUUCAACCCUUGUACACACUCGAUGAGCACGCCUACGAUCUUAACCUCAACUUCACCUUGAGCCUGGAGGACUGGGCCCACUUCAGCCGCUCCGUGGACCACACAUACACGUUUCUUAGCAACC
Messenger RNA from Clarias gariepinus (North African catfish), 3069 nucleotides. RefSeq names its product sulfatase 2b (gene sulf2b). The transcript has 21 exons. Gene Ontology annotation, molecular function: glycosaminoglycan binding; N-acetylglucosamine-6-sulfatase activity; calcium ion binding. Gene Ontology annotation, cellular component: Golgi apparatus; plasma membrane; cell surface. The record is from RefSeq and is a predicted model, not a curated record. NCBI's taxonomy places the organism in Eukaryota, Metazoa, Chordata, Actinopteri, Siluriformes, Clariidae. Bases 281 to 2923 code for a protein of 880 amino acids.